GUUGCCUCGUGAGUCUCGCACAUCCUUGCGACGCGGUUCCGUGUAUUCGCAGGAGACAAGCGCGCUCCGCAUCCGUAUGUCAUGCAAAUCGAUACCCCGUGCGUUCGCUCUUUCGAAACAUUUAUUUACACGGCGUGCACAAUGUGUUAUCCCGUAUGAAUCGUCGCGACGAACGUUGCCGUCGGGCGAAAUCUCGUGAGAACGAGUGAGAGAGAGUGAGAGAGAAAAAGAGAGAGAGAGAGGGAGGGAGAGAGAGAAAUAGAGAUCGGUUGGAAGAAUCCUGUGCAGAGCGCGCCGUUCGACGGACGCGCGUGACAUUUCCCCCGCGUGAAACGGGACGACGAAGAUGAAGAAACAGAAUGUCAGAACCCUGUCGCUGGUAGUAGUCACGUUCACGUAUCUCCUGAUCGGCGCCGCGAUAUUUGACGCCCUCGAGUCGAAAACCGAGAAGAGACGCUGGGAUUAUCUGCUGAAUAUACGCAGCAUCAUGAUGAAGAAGUACAACAUCACGGCUGAAGAUUACAAGCUGAUCGAGAUUUUAAUAAUAGAGAAUAAACCACACAAAGCGGGACCGCAAUGGAAAUUCCCAGGUGCCUUCUAUUUUGCUACACUAGUACUAGCCAUGAUCGGAUACGGGCACUCGACUCCAGUGACUAUGAAGGGAAAGGCGUUUUGUAUGAUAUACGCGAUGAUCGGUAUCCCCAUGGGGCUUGUGAUGUUCCAAAGCAUCGGCGAGCGAUUGAACAAAUUCGCGUCUGUCGUGAUCAAACGGGCGAAGACGUAUCUCGGAUUUCGGGACAACGAGGCGACGGAAAUGAAUCUCAUGUUGGCGACCGGUCUGCUCUCGAGUAUAAUCAUCACGAUGGGCGCCGCGAUGUUCUCCAAGUACGAGGGUUGGAGUUACAUGGACAGUUUCUACUACUGCUUCGUGACACUCACGACCAUAGGUUUCGGCGACUACGUUGCUCUCCAGAACGAUCAAGCGCUUUCCACCAAACCUGGAUACGUGAUCCUGAGUUUAGUUUUCAUUCUGUUCGGUUUGGCGGUCGUCGCCGCCAGUAUCAAUCUGCUCGUGCUGCGCUUCAUGACAACAGGCGAGGCGCGCCGCGAAGAGAGCGAAGUUCAGCCCGAUCCCUAUCACGUUGUAACGUUCGACGACGAGGUGGUGGACGGCAAGCUCCUGGCUACUCAGGAAACAAUCAUGCAAGACACGGACGACUGCGUGAGCGUGUGUUCCUGCACCUGUCUCGGUCCGGCCACGUAUUCCGACAUGUUGGAUCCGGAUUACCAGUGCUAUCGCCGACGAUCGAUCUCCGACGGUUCUCUGAAGCGCGCGUCCGUCUGAUGGAGGGAGUUGCAUAGACCCAGUCUAUGUGGUCGAUUUCCCAAAGCCGACAGUCGCGAAGUGCUCGGUAUCGUUGUGUAAGGAUCACAAUCACGCACGAAACGUUAUAUACCGCGCGCUGUGUAACAUGCAAUUUGCGACGACUCAAACGAUCGUUACGAUCGGGUGAAGAAGAUGACGUUACGGGAGGGGUGAAAAGAUUCACGUCCUAUGGAAAGUAACAGUUGAAAACUGUCUUCAGUCUUUGAUACGUAUACUCAAGACACUGACUUAACAGGUCUAUGUAACGGUUGGGACGAAAAAUACUUGUAUACAAUGUGCUCUUCCUCUUUACUUGACAUAAUCAAUACUCAAAUACUUCCAAAGCGACGGAUUUUGAUAAUUAAUAUUUAUCGAAACAUGUAAAUUUCUAAUUUUCGUAUAUACAUACAUACAUAAUAUAUAUACAUAUAUACAUAUAUAUGUAACAAUCGGUAUCUCUAGUACUCAAGUACUUUCUAAGAUUUUUGCAAACUCGUAUCCUAGAAAAGUUAAACCACACAUUCCAAUAUAUUAUAUAUAUAUUAUAUAUAUAUUAUAUAUAUUAUAUAUAUAUAUACUUAAAAAACGCUUAACUUGCGCGUUAACGGACGCAAAUGAUCCAAGAGAUAAAACCACUGGUGUUUCUCCAGACCGUGUGGCCAAAUUAUCAACUUUAUCAUACUUCCAUUACGUUAUGUAAAUAUUAAUAUAAUAGAUAUGUUUUAAUAAUGUAAUAUUAUAUACACACACUUACACACAC
Molecule: messenger RNA, 2126 nt
Organism: Pseudomyrmex gracilis
Lineage: Eukaryota; Metazoa; Arthropoda; Insecta; Hymenoptera; Formicidae
Gene: Task7
Product: two pore potassium channel protein sup-9
Exons: 5
Coding region: 347-1345 (332 amino acids)
Biological process (GO): potassium ion transmembrane transport; stabilization of membrane potential
Cellular component (GO): membrane
Molecular function (GO): potassium ion leak channel activity
Source: RefSeq, a predicted model, not a curated record